GGACAGCUCUUUGGGAUCUAGCUGGAGGGGACUCUGGGGCGGGCGGCUGAACGGUAAUGCUCCCGCCGCGCAGAGACUUUUAUCGUUUUUAGGAAAGCGGCGGUGUGUGGAAUGGGGCACCGCUGAAGGAUGCAGCUUUCUUUUGUGCAUGUAACUUCCUGGAGUCCGGGCGGAAGUCACUGCGCCCGAGCUCUUUGGUUUCUGACAGUUUAGAGGCCCUGGGCCAUGGAGUUGAACUCUGUUAAACCUGUUUCUAGACACAGCUCGAGAUCCCCGCACUGGACGGGGAGGUGGGCGGCGGUCGUGAGGUUGUCUGCGGAAUAGGCCAGAUUUUGGUAUGGAACCUGCAUGACUCCAGAUGUUAGCAGUUUGAAAUUCUACUGCAGAGGAGGAGAAGCUUUCAAGUGACAAGCAUUUCUAAGAGUCUGGAAGUGUGGACCUGUAUGAUUUGUUCAAGUGGAAUUGUCAUUAUCAUGGCUGAAAAUGACAUAGACAGAAGUCAGACUGAGAAACUCCUAAAAAGAAUACAAGAACUGGAACAGGAGGUGCAACAACUUAAAAAGGAACAGAUCAAUAACAAGGACUCAAAUGUUAGAGGACACUCUUCUGGAGCUGGAAAGGCUAAGCGGACGUUUGAUUUCAGUGCACACGGCCGAAGGCAUGUAGCCCUAAGAGUAGCUUAUCUCGGCUGGGGAUACCAAGGCUUUGCUAGUCAGGAAAACACAACCAACACCAUUGAAGAGAAAUUGUUUGAGGCAUUAACCAAGACUCGACUAGUAGAAAGCAGGCAGACAUCCAACUAUCACCGAUGUGGACGAACAGACAAAGGAGUGAGUGCCUUUGGCCAGGUCAUUUCUCUUGACCUUCGUUCUCAGUUUCCAAUGGCCAGAGAUUCAGAAGACUGUAACCUGAAAGAUGAAACCAGUGAUGCUGCUAAGGAGAUCCAUUAUACUCACAUCCUCAAUCGGGUGCUCCCUCCAGACAUCCGUGUACUGGCCUGGGCCCCUGUAGAUCCUGGCUUCAGUGCCAGGUUCAGUUGUCUUGAGCGGACUUACCGCUAUUUUUUCCCUCGUGCCGAUUUAGAUAUUGAAACCAUGAACUGCGCAGCCCAGAAGUAUGUUGGCACGCAUGAUUUCAGGAAUUUGUGUAAAAUGGAUGUAGCCAAUGGAGUUAUCAAUUUUCAGAGAACUAUUCUGUCUGCUCAGGUACAGUUAGUGGGCGAGGAGAGAUGGCAAGACCCUUUCCAGUUAUGUCAAUUUGAAGUGACUGGCCAGGCAUUCCUUUACCAUCAAGUCCGUUGUAUGAUGGCUAUUCUCUUUCUGAUUGGCCAAGGAAUGGAGAAACCAGACAUCAUUGAUGAGCUGCUGAAUGUAGAGAAAAAUCCCCAGAAACCUCAAUAUAGUAUGGCUGUUGAAUUCCCUCUUGUCUUAUAUGAUUGUAAGUUUGAAAAUAUCAAGUGGAUCUAUGACCAGGAGGUUCAGCAGUUCAAUGUCACCCACCUACAGCAACUAUGGGCCAAUCAUGCUGUCAAAACUCAUAUGUUAUAUAGCAUGUUACAGGGACUGGACUCUGUUGCAGUAUCUUGUAGGACAGGACCAACAACGGAUGGAAUGAUAGAAUGGAGAAAUGUUAAGCCCCCUGUCAUAAAACACAUCAGUGCCUUUAUAGAAGGGGUGAAAAUGCGCACAUAUAAGCCCCUCAUGGAUCGUCCCAAAUGCCAAGGAUUGGAAUCCCGGAUCCAGCAUUUUGUACGUAGGGGACGCAUCGAGGAUCCACAAUUACUCCACAAGGAAGAAACCAAAGGCAAAAGGGACUGUAAUGACAAACUAGAGGAAAAUGCUAUUUUUGAGACUCCAACAAAGAAGAUCUGUGUUGAUACAGAAAUUAAAAGUAUUAUUUCAUCAUAGAAAAUCCACCAGGAUCUAGAAAGCAACAACCACACAGUGAUGGGAAGACAGAAAAGACAUACAAAGGUAGUAUUUGCUGCAAGAAGGCCUAAAAUUUCAUAAGAUUUGCCCUUGUGAGAUUGAGGGAUUCGUUUGUGUCUUCCUGGAAACCUCUGCCUUGUACUGAGAUCUUUAGAAAAUGUUCUUACUGGUGUCUAAGGUAUAGAAGCUUUUAUUACAAAGCUUGUAAAUCUACUGCAGAGGUUGGAAAAUUUCCUAGGAUGAACCACAGAGUAAAUAAAUGUUUUUAGGUUCUAUGAA
Molecule: messenger RNA, 2207 nt
Organism: Ochotona curzoniae (black-lipped pika)
Lineage: Eukaryota; Metazoa; Chordata; Mammalia; Lagomorpha; Ochotonidae
Gene: PUS3
Product: pseudouridine synthase 3
Exons: 5
Coding region: 444-1907 (487 amino acids)
Biological process (GO): mRNA pseudouridine synthesis; tRNA pseudouridine synthesis
Cellular component (GO): nucleus; cytoplasm
Molecular function (GO): RNA binding; pseudouridine synthase activity
Source: RefSeq, a predicted model, not a curated record